This is a messenger RNA of Penicillium antarcticum, 1026 nucleotides long. RefSeq lists its product as uncharacterized. Bases 1 to 1026 code for a protein of 341 amino acids. The transcript has a single exon. NCBI's taxonomy places the organism in Eukaryota, Fungi, Ascomycota, Eurotiomycetes, Eurotiales, Aspergillaceae. The record is from RefSeq and is a predicted model, not a curated record.
AUGGAGGAAGCUUCACUCACCAUUCCGUUGACCUGCCUGGCACUCUCUUUCCUCUUCACGAUUUGCGUCUACCACGCCUCGACCAGAAACUUUCUUCUCCUCAUCGUCCAAUAUCUCGUUCCCGCUGACCAUCUCCUCGUCAUUGCAUUCGUUGAAUAUGGCGUCCCAUUCACCAACUUGUCCUUCCUUCCUGGUCUUCAACAUCUCGUUCGUCUGGCAUUGAUUGUUGUGGUCGUGGGCAUCCUGAUGUUGUGCAUUCUCGCAAAGCUCAUCUGCUCUUGUUUCUACCAUGGGUGGAUACAACACAAUAUUGAGCGCGUGUUCGGGCAUUUCGCACUUUGCUACCAAUAUCUCCUUCCUGAUAUCCUCGGCUACAACCUGGCACUGCCACUCGUGUGUCUUCAACCUUGUUAUCUUUCCAUCGUUAACGUCUGGUAUAUUCCUCACCAGCUCGCGGCUGUAAGAGUUCUCCAAGCCUUCAUUUGCUGUCUCGUUCACGGAUACUUGCAUCUCAAAGAGAAUCUCAACAUCAGAGAUCUCCCAGCAGUCGAAAGCAUCGACGACAUGGACAUGGAAGACAUUGAAGGCAUCCCAAUGACCGAAUUAGAUCUCGAAGAUCUCGAAGACGAUAGAUCAAUUUCUCAGGCGACUAGGGACAACUCGCCUUUCCUAAGCAGCGACCUUGCGACACCCCCGUCUCCGCCCUCCCCCGACAUCAUGGCCCGUCACCUCGCGCAGUGGAAUACACACCCCGUACGACGCGUCCAGGUACUGCGCCGGGCCCGCAACCCUCAAUUCUUUGCUCGCAGUGAUGCCACCCAGCACGCCAGCCCUACCCUCGAAAUGCUAACUUACAAUGUCAACAUGCCAAUUGAGUAUAUUCCCGUCUGGCUGGUGCAGUACUAUGGUCGAGAAUUUCAGCUGCCGGACGGGGCUGAGUUGACCUUUUUCGAUGUGGCUGUUGACCGAUUUACCGAGUCGGUGUUCAUGUUGGUUGUCCCGGAUCGCGCUCAAAAUGAGCAGUGA